GUUGUCUAAAACUAGCAUGUUAGCUUAGCGUCGCACCAGCUGUACUACUCUACUGGAAUUUCUUUGCUUGUCUGUUUUCUAAGGUGACUAAAAUUAACAGCGUCGUUUUGGUUUGGCAGGUUUUUGUUUAUUCAGUUUUUUUCUCAUGAGGUGACUCGGCUGUCACUGAAUGUGUGGUGACAGAAAUAGCUGCAGCUAGCAGAUGGUUAGCUUGUCAAUAAUGGGCUGCACGAGAGGCUUAAAGACAGCUCGAGCGCUUUAUUUUGUGGCCAUUCUUCUCAUAGUUUCUGUCAAAGGACUAACAGCUGCUGAAGAUCAACUCCAAAACGACGGAUCAGAGUUAAAGUCUUACCAUGAUCCAGAGUCUGAGGAGGAAGACGACCGUGUUACAUCAAACAUCGGAGCUUCUGUGACUUAUCGUCAUGAAGCCUCUCCAACAGAAGAGGAGAAACAGUCACCUGAAGCGGGAGAGGACAAGGAGGAGCUGCCUGAACAGCCACCUCCUCCAGAGGAGAAACCAAAAGAAGUUCCUUUGGUGAACGGAGGCACGUCGCAUGGAGAGCCUUGUGUUUUCCCGUUUGUGUUCCGGGACAAGGAGUACUCGGACUGCACCACUGACGGACGGGGGGAUGGACGGCUGUGGUGUGCCACAACCUACAACUAUGAUCAGGAUAAGAAGUGGGGCUUCUGUGAGACGGAGGAGCAGGCCGAGCAGAGGCUACAGGCUGAAGAGGCUGAGAAGCAGUAUCAGACGGUUGUGCACAUGCUCAAUGUCUCCACCAGGAAGACUCAGAAAAAAGAGUUGUACGAAAAGCUGCUGAAGGUGGCAGAGAAAGGCCACCAGAAAGCCACAGAGAARGUGGCGUACGCCAUGCUGUUCGGAGACUACAUAAACCAAAAUGUCACAAAAGCCAGAGAAAUGUUUGAGAAGCUUGCCGUGGAGGGCUCGCCUAAAGCUCAGAUGGCUCUUGGCUUUCUGUACGCAGCAGGACUUGGAGUUAACUCAAGUCAAGCUAAGGCCUUAGUUUAUUACACCUUCGGUGCUUUGGGAGGAAACCUAAUAGCUCACAUGAUUCUGGGGUACAGAUACUGGGCAGGUGUGGGCGUUCCUCAAAGUUGCGAGUCAGCACUAACUCAUUAUAGACUUGUUGCAAAUCAUGUGGCCAGUGACGUGUCCCUAACGGGAGGCUCAGCAGUGCAGAGGAUCAGGCUGCUGGAUGAGGUGGAAAACCCCGGUUCCACCAGUGGGAUGUUGGAGGAGGACCUCAUCCAGUAUUACCAGUUUCUGGCUGAGAAAGGAGACGUCCAAGCUCAGGUGGGUUUAGGUCAGCUUCACCUGCAUGGAGGACGUGGUGUAGAACAGAAUCACCAGAGGGCAUACGACUACUUCACACAGGCUGCAAAUGCAGGAAACACACACGCAAUGGCUUUCCUUGGCAAGAUGUAUUCAGAAGGCAGCGAGUUUCUCCCACAGGACAAUGAGACAGCCCUACAGUAUUUCAAGAAGGCUUCUGAUAUGGGUAACCCGGUGGGACAGAGCGGCCUAGGCAUGGCUUACUUGUAUGGAAGGGGUAUCCCAGUGAACUACGAGUUGGCCCUGAAAUACUUCCAGAAAGCAGCAGAGCAGGGCUGGGUGGAUGGCCAGCUCCAGCUGGGGACCAUGUACUACAAUGGCAUUGGUGUGAAGCGCGAUUACAAACAAGCACUCAAAUUCUUCAACCUGGCCUCUCAGGCUGGCCACAUCCUGGCUUUCUAUAACCUGGCGCAGAUGCACGCUACUGGUACAGGUGUGAUGCGUUCCUGCCACACUGCAGUGGAGCUUUUUAAGAACGUGUGUGAGCGUGGCCGCUGGUCAGAGCGUCUGAUGACGGCCUACGGCAGCUUUAAAGAGGGCGAGACCGAUUCCGCAUUGGUUCAGUAUCUGCUGCUGGCGGAGCAGGGUUACGAAGUAGCUCAGAGCAACGUAGCCUUCAUCCUGGACCAAAAAGGAGUGAAGAUCUUCAGUGAGAAUGAGACUUACCCUCGGGCUUUACUCCACUGGACAAGAGCUGCAGCACAAGGUUACACUGUGGCUAGGAUAAAACUAGGAGACUAUCACUUCUACGGGUAUGGAACGGAUGUGGACUACGAGACCGCAGUCAUUCACUACAGACUGGCAUCAGAGCAGCAGAACGGAGCCCAGGCCAUGUUUAACUUGGGCUACAUGCACGAGAAAGGCCUGGGAAUCAAACAGGAUAUCCAUUUAGCCAAGCGCUUCUAUGAUAUGGCAGCUGAAGCCAGUCCUGAUGCUCAGGUGCCGGUUUUCCUGGCCCUGUGCAAAUUGGGCCUGAUUUACACGCUACAGUACCUGCAUGAUCUCAAUCUGAAGGAGCUGGUUGAUCAGGUGGACCUGGACCAGCUUCUGGGCCCAGAGUGGGACCUCUACCUCAUGACCGUCAUCGCCCUGCUGCUGGGCACGGUCAUCGCGUACCGACAACGGCAGCACCAAAUCAUUGUGCCACCUCGGCCCCCGGCCCCUGCACCCCCUGCCCGAGCGGCUCAGGAGGAGCCGCAAGUCCCGGCUGAGCCUCAGGCUGAGGAGGAGACACCAGGCCGGGGCCCAGCUCAAGAGGAAGAGGAGCAGCAGCAGCAGUGAGGGGCUGUAAAACCCAGAGCGGUGACUCGAUCGGCCCYGCUGCACGAAGCAGCUGGUAGUUCAAAACCUGCUGCUUUGAGCGAGUCUGACUCUGCCUGCUCCCCUCCACACUAUAGAAGACUCCUGCUGAACUGUUCAGUCUCACAACCCCUUUUCUCAGUUUGAGAGGUGAUAGGAAGCUGUUGAUUGAACAAACCAAACAACCUGUGCUGAGAGGAUAAGUCAGACUUGGGACUUGUCAGUCUGUGACUCAGGACUCUCCCAGAAUCUCUCGUCCGUGGUUAAAGUCUUUUGCUGUUGCCAAAUCAAAGGCAUUUCAGAGCUAACUGGUUUGAACAAUGGAUUUUUUUAUUUUGGUGUGUAUUAGUUUCAUCUCCAGUUUCACCAAUUCUGAUUUAUUUUGAAUUUUUGGGGAUAUUUACACCGAGUCAAUCGGCUUCAGUUAUAAUUCAAUGCAGGUUUAGAAAAAAAAUGUUGCAGAAAUAAAAUGUGAAUGUAAAUUUUAUUUUCUAGUUGAUCUAGUUGCUAAAGGUUUUCUCCAACUGAAGGUGUAGGCACUUUUUGGUUUGUUUCCAGUUAACAUUUUAUCAGUACAGUUUCUUCGCUCACCUGCUUUUUGCGCCAUUUUUUUUUGUCAAAUAAAAUUAAAUGAAUACUAACAAUCAUUUUUUAUCCUGAACAAGUUAAAAUAAUUUUUUUUUGUUUCGAAGUUUGAGCGAGUGCCUGACAGCCUGAGAACGGAGCUGGUGUCACAAUAAGAGCCUGUUUUUUUAAAAUUCUAUGGGAAUGUCGUUUUGUCUUUUAAUAAAGAUCAAAUCAUAACACAAACCUUUUGAAAUCCUAAAGAGUAAGAAAAAAACUGAAGCAGUCCUGCAUCUCAGGUGUGUUUUCUGUUAAGUUUUUCAUCACUUUCAGUAGACAGAAUUUUUUUUUAGAAGAAGUUACACAAAUUAAGCUGCUGUGACAGUUUCCACCCCCUCACCAAAAGCUUCCAAUUGGAGGUUUUCCCACAGCUCAGAUGGCUGCGAUUAAGAAACAGCUAAAUUAAGCCACAGUUAGGCCUUUAAGUGUUCGCCCUAAAUAUCCAAUCGUCAUAUUUAUCUUUAAAACCCUUUGUUUUUCUGUUCCACGUUUUGUUUUGGCUGCAAGAGUUGAGUCUAACGGCUGUACGGCUGCAUGAAGUUCAUGAAUUGAGGUGAUUGUAAAGAUGUUUGCAGAUCGACCUUAUUUCCCAGCGUUCUUUCAUUUAAAACUGGUUUGAGACCUAAAUGACUCAUUUUCACCCUCAUAAGUACAGGUUUAUAAAAAAAUAAUAAAUGAAUAUAGAGAUCUCUA
This is a messenger RNA of Austrofundulus limnaeus, 3970 nucleotides long. RefSeq names its product SEL1L adaptor subunit of SYVN1 ubiquitin ligase (gene sel1l). Gene Ontology annotation, molecular function: protein binding. Gene Ontology annotation, biological process: ERAD pathway. NCBI's taxonomy places the organism in Eukaryota, Metazoa, Chordata, Actinopteri, Cyprinodontiformes, Rivulidae. Gene Ontology annotation, cellular component: endoplasmic reticulum membrane. The record is from RefSeq and is a predicted model, not a curated record.